Molecule: messenger RNA, 2707 nt
Organism: Phymastichus coffea
Lineage: Eukaryota; Metazoa; Arthropoda; Insecta; Hymenoptera; Eulophidae
Exons: 12
Coding region: 341-2707 (788 amino acids)
Source: RefSeq, a predicted model, not a curated record
GUCGGUUGUGCCUUGACUUUUCUACACGCACUUCGCUAUCUUUCGUUUAUUGCAAGCGAGCAAGCUGCUUGCAGCGGUGUGUCCUGUUUUCACAGGGAGUCGCGUCGGCGCCGAAACGAAGAAUUCCCAAAGCAGGACUACGCGCCAGCAGUAAUAAGUAGGCCAAGCGGACGAUCUUCGUCGAGGCACCCGUACGCGGCGUUAUCUUAUCAGAUAGCAGGUUUGCCAUUGGUGUGGCGUUCGCGCCGAGUGUUCAUGCCUCGUCUCCCGACAGAUUGACGUUCGAUGUCGAGCGCGAGCUUCUUCGCAGGCAGCUGAACGACGGACAUGAAGGAGGAGCAUGAGGGCACCGUCAACGCUGCUGCUGGGCCUCGCCAUUCUCAUCAUAGGAGAAUCAGCAGUCGAGUCUUUUCGAGCGCUGCCUAACCACUUGCGCGAAUGCUACCGGGGCGACGGCUCCUUUGCGCCGAAGCUACCGCUCAACCUGAGGGCGAUCCUCGACGUCCUGAGGAAGGUCGAGCGGAGGACGCGCACUUCCUUGACCAUACGGACUCUGUCCGCUGCUUUGGUGAAGAGGUACAAGCUCGACGGCGUGACGUACUCGGGCGAGCUACCUGCUCGCGAGGGAGUGCUGCGCUUCGCGGCGAACGGCGCCCAGCGAGCGAAGCAGCGAAUCGUCCAGGAGCUGAUGCCAGGUGACGACGCUCUGCUACCGGCCGACGCACUGACGCGCGACGAGCGCUGCCUGCUGCACUUCGCCAUGUCCAACACCAUCUGGGUCCACUCCGAGUCCCGCGAGGAAAGCUUCUGCGCUCCCGGACCGAACGAGCGAUCUCUUGGUAACGUGGCUCCAGCUCGAUCCAGAUCCGUGCGCUCAAUCGCGGCAAUGGCAGACCAGUCCUUCGAUCCCCGCAGCCACUUCUGUCCGAAGGAGGGGGGCGUGAUACUCAGCCCCUACAACACGCUGGCCUUGGGUUCAGUUGUCUCGGCCGUCGCCGCUGCUCUGGAGCCACAACGAAUCAAGCCGCGUCUGCUGCUUGACAUGCCCGUCGACGAGGACGAUGGCGACGUGGAGUUCGUCGUGCCCAGGGACCAGAUCGACCGGUCCAUGUGGCUCCAGUCGAUGGCCAGCUCCGAAGUCCAGAUAGACAACGUCUGGAUCGCCACAAUUUCCGGCGAACUGGCCGAACUGGUGAUUUAUCAGGGACCAAUCUACGACGAUCGCAUGUACCUCGGGUCCACCGGCUUCUGGAAUAGCACCAUUCGUCCUCGAAUCUUCUACAUCUCGCACCGAACGAAUAAUUUCGAGCUGACGCGGGCAGAAAUCGUUGGCGCCGUGGAUGGCCUCAUCAUCGCAAAAAACAUGGACAGUUGGAUUAGCAAGUUCGCGAAUCUGCGUCUGAGCCAAGUGUUGGACAUGUAUUACUCGGACAAGGGCAUGGUGUUUGACAGGAACGUGAAGGCCUGUCAGCGCGGGAUGCAGUUCCCCCGCGUCGCGCCCAAAGUCGUCAUGGAGGAACAGACGUACGCGGCGUCGCAAGUACUGGCCUAUCUAAAUAGUAAAGCCGCGAUGACGACACAGGCCCUGCAGAGGAUCGUCGCGAGAGCGGUGAACAGCUUCUCCAAAUACACCGACGAUUAUCUAUUCACGGAAGUGCAGUGUCGUGGUAGACGACGCAGGCAGAACAAAGUCGAGCUCGUCGUAGCGUUCGACGGUGCCUGGACCAGAAGCUACACCGCUGACUUUCUUGCGGCACUACUGGACGACUUCGACGUGUCAAUAUAUGGCUCAAGAAUGGGAAUCAUGCACGGAGAAAGCGGCCAGUGGCUGCGCAACAUGACCGAUAGUCCGACUGAUCUCUAUCGAACCAUUGAUCAACUAUCCACAUUUUCCUGGCCAAGGAAAUUAGAACUAGCGGCAGUUUUUCAAAGCAUUCAGAAAUAUCUGGACGACUCUUGGGAGCGAUUAAUCCAAAAUCACACUGUUGCAAACUUAGGACAAGCGGUUGUUUUAUUAGUGCCGAGAAUAACGUUAGAUACUGAGGAAACUCAACUCGCUAUGACUGCUUUGAAAAAACUCAAGUCUAAACAUCCAGAAACGCAUUUUUUAUACUACACUCAUGCCUCGAAAGUCGAGAUGUUGAGAAAGUUUUUAUUAACAGAGGAAGAUCGAAUAGUGGAUUCAAUGGAAAUUGACGACAUUUCAAGAAUUUUAGCUACAGUACCCAUGACUUUAAGAUCCGCUGGCUGUAAUAAAAACCUUCCCGGAGUAAGAUUACAAUUUGAAGAUUACAUAUAUCCUUCGGAAACAAUUAUUUAUCGAUUGCAUCCUCAAUGGAGAAUUCGAGCCAAAAGAGUCCCAGUGACGUUCCACGGAGUAGGGUAUGGAACGAUGACAGUUUGUUUGUGGAAUCAACAUAAGAUGAACUUGAAGCAAACGGGCAAGAGAUGUAAAGCUUUAUCGCUGUACGGAGAAAUUUCUCUCGAGAAUGACUAUCAAUGUGAAGAAAAUAAUAAAUGUCCCAGCACAUAUUUCCAAAUUAAGAACGUUACGACUAAUACGCGAUGUGCAGAGUUGGACUGUAGAACGCCAGACCAAGUGAGAUUUAUCGUUCGCACGGAAAGCUUUCAGUGCCUAUCGACUAGCACAACGAUCUAUGCCAACUUAUUUCUGUUAGUUACUACUGCUCUAUACGUACUAAACUAA